Messenger RNA from Trifolium pratense (red clover), 3938 nucleotides. Its product is annotated as disease resistance protein RPV1-like. Gene Ontology annotation, molecular function: ADP binding. NCBI's taxonomy places the organism in Eukaryota, Viridiplantae, Streptophyta, Magnoliopsida, Fabales, Fabaceae. Bases 41 to 3679 code for a protein of 1212 amino acids. Gene Ontology annotation, biological process: signal transduction; defense response. The transcript is spliced from 4 exons. The record is from RefSeq and is a predicted model, not a curated record.
AAUAUAUUACAAAUUAAAAGUGGAUCUCGAGAUUUAAAGUAUGAUUACCCUGAAAUGCAAAGUCAAGCACAGAACAAAGAGAAAAUUGUGCUACAGUGCUAUUGCUAUGUCUGAUCCAACGUAUGAUGUGUUCCUAAGCUUUAGAGGAGAAGAUACACGUGACAACUUCACAAGUCAUCUUUAUGCAGAAUUAUGUAGGCAAAACAUUGAAACAUUCAUAGAUAAUAGACUUGACAGAGGUGAAGAAAUUUCACCAGCCUUAUACAAAGCAAUUCAAGAAUCAACAAUUUAUGUCAUCAUUUUAUCACAACACUAUGCUUCUUCAAGUUGGUGCUUAGAUGAACUCAUUGAGAUACUUAAAUGUAAGGAGAGAUAUGAAAGGGAAGUCAUACCUGUGUUCUAUAAGGUUGAUCCAUCAAAUGUUAGGCAUCAAAGACAGAGUUAUGCAGAUGAUUUAGUUAAGCAUCAUCAACGAUUUGGUGACAAAGUCGAUGCUUGGAAGGCUUCUCUAACCCAAGUAGCUGGACUUUCAGGCUGGGAUUCACAAAAAACCAGACCUGAAAGCACACUUGUUACAGAGAUUGUGGAAGACAUUGUGAAAAAAUUGAAUCGUUGUGUCCCAAGUGAUUAUGAAGAAAUGACAGGAAUUGACAACCAUAUUGAAAAAAUUCAAUCCUUGUUGCUCCUCGAGUCACCGACUGUUCAAAUCAUAGGAAUAUGGGGCAUGGGAGGGAUAGGCAAAACAACAAUUGCCAAAGCAAUCUUUGAUAAACUUGGAACUCAUUUCGGAUCCAAAAGCAUUAUUCGAAAUGUUCAACAAGAAAUAGAAAGAGCAGGACUAUCCCAUGUAAAAAAAGAAUACUUAUCACAACUUCUAAACGAAACAAUUACAUCCUCUGAAUCAAAUUCUUACGAUCAAAGGCUGAAACGGACAAAGGGUCUUAUUGUUUUUGAUGAUGUGAAAGAUGCUGAUCAACUUAAAGAUUUAAUCGGAACACAUCAUAAAUUUGGCUCGGGGAGUAGAAUCAUUGUGACUAGUAGAGACAGGCAAGUGCUUGAGAAUGCCAAUGCUCAUGAAAUAUAUCAAGUUAGGGAAAUGGAUGAUCAAGAUUCUCUACAACUCUUCUGUUUAUGUGCCUUUAAACAAAAACAGCCGAUUGAAUCUUUUGCGAGCUUAACAGAAAAGGUUUUAGCUUAUGCUCAAGGGCUUCCAUUAGCUCUCAAAGUUUUGGGCUCAUUGCUUUAUGGAAAAUCGGAGAAAGUAUGGGAAAGUGAGCUGCAAAAGCUUAAAAAGCUUCCAGAUCUUAAUAUUUUCAGAUUGUUGAAGUUGAGUUAUGAUGGACUUGACGACGAACAAAAGAAUAUCUUUCUUGAUAUAGCUUGCUUCUAUACAGGAGAACCGGAGAAAGCUGUAGCACUCGCAUUGGAUUCUUCUGGUUUCUCUGCUUCUAAAGGAAUAGAUGAUCUCAGUGAUAGGAUCCUUAUAUCUAUUUCAAACGGUAGAGUUUGGAUGCAUGAUCUAAUACAAGAAAUGGGGCAUGAAAUUGUUAGGCUUCAAUGUGCCAAUGAUCCUGGAAAACGUAGUCGAUUAUGGAAGACUAACGAUGUUUAUGACGUUUUAAGUAAGAACAAGGGAAAGGGAACAGAUGCAAUCCAAUGUAUAUUUCUAAACAUGGAUGAAAUAAAGAAUGUUCAACUGCAUGCUGAUACAUUUAAGAAAAUGCAUAAUCUUAGAAUGAUCAAGUUCUACACUCACUUUAGGAAUAACUCAAAUGUGACCUUUCAUGCGUUUCUUAAGCGUUUUCCUAAUGAUUUAAAAUUUCUUCGUUGGGAUGGCUUCCCUCAAAGAUCUUUGCCGCAAGACUUUUGCCCAAAAAAUCUUGCUACACUUGAUAUGUCUUAUAGCCAUCUUGAACAACUUUGGGAGGGGGAUCAGGCUUUACCAAAUUUGAAAAGGCUCAACCUCAGUUAUUCUAAGAAGCUGGUUCGAGUACCGGACCUCUCCUUAUCUCCAAAUAUUGAAGAAAUAAUUCUUACUGAUUGUAUAAGUUUGGUACAAGUUUAUUCCUCUAGUUUCCUUGACAAGCUUAACUGGUUAUAUUUAGCUGGUUGUACCAAACUUGAGAGGUUAGAUGUUCGUAGUAAUAUUCUGUCGAGAUCAUCUGGAUUAGUUGCUCUCCCAAAUUGUUACAAACUUGAAAAGCUUUUAAUAAGCGGUAGAACUGAUGUGGUUCAAUCAUACAACUGUUCUGAUUUUUAUGUAUAUUCUAACUGGGAAAGAAAAAUAUUUGUUAGUAAGUCGAUGGCAAUAGAGCUGAAUAAUGCGGGGGAUUACGAGAUUUGUGAUCUGGAUUCAAAUACUAUUGUUAGAAGUAUCAAUGACCUUUGUUGGUUGGAUAUUUCGAAUUGUAGGUCCCUAACAUGUCUACCAGCUGAACUUUUCAAUUCGAAGUUUCUUAGAAGACUUUGUCUCCGUAGUUGUUUACAGUUGGAGGAGUUACCUGAAAUCAAGGAGACUAUGGAAAAUCUAAAAGUGCUUAUUUUAGACGAAACAGCAAUAAAAGAACUACCUUCAUCCUUGCACCUUUUGGUCGGACUUGAAGAAUUGAGCUUGCAAUGUUGCAAAAAGCUUAAGGCUAUUCCAUCUUCCAUUGGAAAUCUUAGUAAACUCUUGGAGUUAGAACUUACCUACUGUGAGUCACUUGAAACUUUUCUGAGCAGCAUUUUCAAAUUGAAAUUGACAAGACUCGAUUUCUAUGGUUGCCCAAUGCUUGGGACCUUUCCAGAAAUACCAAAUGAGGUUGGCCGGUUGUCAUCCUUGACUGAACUUUCACUGCAAGGAAGUAGUAUUGUGAACCUUCCUGAGAGUAUAGCUCAUCUGUCAAGUUUGAGAUCACUUAAUUUAAGUGAUUGCAAAUUGCUUGAAUGUGUACCAAAGCUUCCACCAAAUCUAAACCAAGUUUUGGCAUUUGAUUGUCAUUCCAUGAAGAGAAUGAUGCUAAAUUCAGGGUCUGAUUCCAAAGAAGGCACCUUCAAAUUUUAUCUCACCAAUAGUCAAAAAGUAGAUGCUACUUCUUUGAGUAAUAUUGAAAAGGAAGCAUAUAUUAAGAUCAAUAAUGAUGCAUAUUGGUGGGUGUUGUUCUGUUUUCCAGGAAUUGCAGUUCCUGAUUGGUUCCCUCACCGUUGUCAAGGACAUUCAAUAAGUAUAAGCAGCGAUGAUUUAUAUUUGUACGAGAGAAACAGGCUUAUUGGUUUCGCUCUGUGUGUGGUUUUGGGGCAUGACUUUCCAUACGAAAUCUCUCGGUUUGAUAUUAGCUUUGCAUAUGCAUUAAAAUUUGAGUCUGAUGGUCGAAUACACUUACGUUCCAACAAGCUUGAAGUUGAAUAUGAUAGGCAUAGGCUAGGUCAUAAUAGAAGAAUUUCCCAACAUAACACAUUCUUAUGGAAGUAUAAAUUGAACUCGUCAAGAAUUGGAAGAUUUGCCGAGGCUUUCACUUUUGAGAUCCUAGAUGGGAAUCGUCGUCUCUUAAGUUAUCCAACAACCAUGAUGGUGAAAGAAUGUGGAAUAUAUCCUCUGUAUGCCAAAGAAAAUGAUGAUAAUAGCAUUCAUGAACCAAGUGGGGACGGCAAAAGAGACCAAACAAAUUCUGUGUCUAGGUGCAGGUGGUACGAGUGGUAGGAGACGCGGGGGCUGCAGUGUAUUUGCUGAAUCCCUUUUUUUUAAUAGCUGGUAUGCUUAUUGGCUCUUUGUUAGUAUACUGUAUUAAACUGAAGUGUGUCUAGAGAAUCUUAAGGCUCCUGACCUUCCAGGACCUUAAUUGGUGGCAGUAAUGAUCAUCAAUUCAGAUUAUGCCUUUUCAAAUCCAUUUUUGGUUACCAUGUAAAUUAAAGUGUUCCAACUUAUGUUUAUUACGUACUAAGUUUUCUCUUUUUGUUUC